GUAUUUCUCCCUUACCAAACUCUACACCGUUCAGAUAAUAAUCUGCCUUCCUGUUCUUACUCCCAAAGUGGAUAACCUCACACUUAUUCACAUUAAACGUCAUCUGCCAAGUAUCUGCCCACUCACCCAGCCUAUCCAAGUCACCCUGAAUUCUCCUAACAUCCUCAUCACAUGUCACACUGCCACCCAGCUUAGUAUCAUCAGCAAAUUUGCUGAUGUUAUUCUCAAUGCCUUCAUCUAAAUCAUUGACGUAAAUUGUAAACAGCUAUGGUCCCAAUACCGAGCCCUGUGGCACCCCACUAGUCACCACCUGCCACUCCGAGAAACACCCAUUCACCGCUACCCUUUGCUUUCUAUCUGCCAACCAGUUUUCUAUCCAUGUCAAUGUCUUCCCCCCGAAUGCCCUGAGCUUUGAUUUUACCCACCAAUCUCCUAUGUGGGAUCUUAUCAAAUGCCUUCUGAAAAUCAAGGUACACUACAUCCACUGGAUCUCCCCUGUCUGACUUCCUGGUUACAUCCUCGAAAAACUCCAACAGAUUAGUCAAGCAUGAUUUACCUUGGUAAAUCCAUGCUGGCUCAGCCCAAUCCUAUCACUGCUAUCUAGAUAUGCCAAUAUUUCAUCUUUAAUAAUGGACUCUAGCAUCUUCCCCACUACUGAUGUCAGGCUGACAGGUCGAUAGUUCUCUGUUUUCUCCCUCCCUUCUUUCUUAAAAAGUGGGAUAACAUUAGCCAUUGUCCAAUCCUCAGGAACUGAUCCUGAAUCUAAGGAACAUUGGAAAAUGAUUACUAAUGCAUCAGCAGUUUCCAGAGCCACCUCCUUUAGUACCCUAGGAUGCAGACCAUCUGGACCUGGGGAUACACCCCUUACAGAUAGCGUCGGGAACUGUGUCACGGUCUUACAGACGCCUUCUGUAAACCACUCAUUAACCGCUAGACUACCAUGUCAUUCCCAUUCAGAAACAGGCUGUUCGGCCCGCCGAGUCCAUGCGACCACCAGCCACCCAAUUACACUAACCCCACAUUAAUCUCACGUUUUAUUGGCCCCAUACUUGCAUUCACUAACACACUGGGAGUAAGUUUCCUUGCCCAUUAUCUUGUGGGCCCGCACGUCUUUGGAAUGAUGAAGGAAACCAGAGCACGCGAAUCCCACACAGGAUUGAGUCCCGCUCUCGGGCGCAGAGGUAGCGGCGCCAUCUCGUUGCCCCUGAGGGCAAUGCUGAUUACAAGCUGGCAUUGGAAGGGAAAGGGAGAAGGAGGCCGGAGAUCCGUCUGUAUUCCAGCCACACGCCGCAUUCUCCGGCAGGCUGCACCACUGCGCGCUUGUGUAACGAUUCAUGGGCAAAGGCCGCCGCAUUCACCGGAGCGAGAACGUGCUCAGCCGCGGCUUCGAGUGGAACGGCGGGCUCCUGCAGUUCUCCUGAACCUGACAAUUAGGCUCCGAACCCAGUCCCACUGAUACAAUCCAGAUGUGGUUUCGUUGGCUCCCACGGCUUCCUGGCUCGCUGCCCCUGCACUGAAACGCCUCCCUUUGGCAGCCAGCAGCUCCGCGCCCUGCAACCUCCAGACAGUUUGUUCUGUUACCUGGCGUUCCGCGGCUCGCCAACGUCAUGCCCGACUCAGAUGUGAAGGAAUAAAAAAAACAUACCCAGAGUCAGUCUGUGAACUGCAGCCUGCAGAACGUCAAUCAAAAUCAGACUCUGAAUUCCAACACUGUAUCAUCGCCAGCCUGUGAGCCCCCACCUGUAUAAACCAGCCCGUGAACCUCGACUCCGUAUAAAACCAGCGCGUGAGCGUCCGUGCCGCAUAAAAACAGCUGUUUACCCCCCCCCCCCCCCUCAGUCCUGCAUAAACUAACCGAAUUGGUAAAACCAGCCCGUGAAGUGGGCAGAAACCUACCAGCUGUGUUCGGUAAAAUCCAGUGGUGGACAAUUGGCAGUCUACCAGGUGCCUGGGACUAUGAGACUGCGACGGAAAGGGGAUCUCAUCUGCACUGCUCUCCUGCUUUCGGCCCUUUGCACUUUGCUCUACAUCCAUGUUGCUCCCGGGGCGGACAAGCACGACGCUGAAGGGAAGUAUGUGACCAGGAGGUACAUUACAAUGCAAACCCUAGAAGCAGUAACCCAAACGGCCUCCCCCAGCGCAGGGUCAACGCCAGAGAACAUCUGCCAAGAUCUGGAGAAGGGACGAAUUGGGGCGGCAACACCUCCAGCCUUAGACCUGCUCCCUUGGAGCUACCGCCAAUACCAAUGGCAGAAGGACUGCCGGGAUUUCAGUCAGAUCAUUAACCAGGAGGACAAGUGCCGGAAGGUGAACGGGGAGCCGCUGCUGCUGGUCUCUAUUAAGUCAAAGGCGGAAGAGUUCGAGCGGCGAGAAGUGGCUCGGAAGACCUGGGCCCAGGAAGGCCGAGUCCACGGGCUGCACGUCCGUAGGCUCUUCCUCCUGGCCAUCCCCGCCAACCAGAGCGCCCUGGCCUCCUGGAGCCGCCUGCUGGAACUCGAGAGCCAGGUCUACCGCGACAUCCUGCUGUGGGACUUCCAGGAUACCUUCUUCAACCUGACGCUAAAGGAGAUUCACUUCCUCAAGUGGCUCGACCGGUUCUGCCCCACCGCCGAGUUCAUCUUCAAGGGCGACGACGACGUCUUUGUUAACGUGGAGAACAUUGCAGACUUCCUGCUGGACGCCGACCCCAUGGAGGACCUUUUCGUUGGGCACAUUAUUGACCAGGCCCUGCCUAUUAGAUCCAACAAGAGUAAAUAUUUCAUCCCCGAGAUGAUGUACGGCUCCGGCGUUUACCCUGUCUACGCGGGCGGCGGCGGCUUCCUCAUGAGCGGACACACGGCCAGGAGGCUGUAUGGUGCCAGUAAGGAGGUCGAUCUCUUCCCCAUCGACGACGUCUUCCUCGGCAUGUGUCUGCUCCGGAUCGGCCUCAAGCCCCAAAUACACAAAGGGUUCCGAACCUUCGGCAUCGUGCGGCCGUCCGCCGCCCCUCACCUCCAGACCUUCGACCCUUGCUUCUACCGGGAGCUGAUGGUGGUGCACAGCCUGAAGGUGCCCGAGAUCUGGCUGAUGUGGAGCUUGCUCCACGACCCCCACCUCAACUGCGCCCGCAAAGAGUCAGCCAGGCGCGCGUUCCGGUGGAAGUCCAAGCGAAAGGCGAGCCCCGGCGCGGCAAGCAAAACCAAGCACUGACGGUGGGGAUGGAGGAGACCCUCCCACCUCAGCGGUACGGUCCCUCAAGAAUUUUUCCAGAGCACCCAUACUUGGAAUAUUUGUAACUGUUUUGUACGAUUUACGCUCACCAGUACUGGUGGUACACUGGCGUGAGCGCAGUGAAAAUUCCACUGUGAAUAUGUUCUUGAUAAUGUUAAUUUUGGUUUUAAAAAAAAAAGCUGUAAUUUCUACGCCGAACUCUUAAAGGGUCUUUAAUUCGAGUGGACACGAAAACCAAAUCUACGAACUUGUUUUUUAAAUUAAAUGGCUGACAGUGUUUACACUAUCAUAAGUGAUCUCUAUCUCAGUAAGACUUACAAAAUCCAUGGAAGAUUCAAAACAAUCCCUGAACUGACAGAACCAGCAUGGCACACUCACAAUCAGAAUCAGGUUCACUGGCCUGUAUGUCCUGAAAUUUGUGUUGCGGCAAUACAAACCAUAAAUUACAAUAAGAAACUAAAUUAAACAAGUGGUGCAAAUCAGAAACGAAAGUUAGGAGGUCACAUUCACUGAGAGUGUGUUUCUGGUCUUCUGCAGCUGUGGCCCAUCCACUCAAGGUUCCAUGCGUUCUACAUUCAGAGAUGCUCUUCUGCACACACUUGUUGUGGUGUGGUAUUUACUGUCACCUUCCUGUUAGCGUGAAACCAGUCUGGCUGUUCUCCUCUGACUUCUUUCAUUAGCAAGGCAUUUUUACCCACAGAACUGCCUCUCACUGGAUUUUUUGGUUUGUUUUUCACACCAUUCUCUGCAAAGACUGUUGUGCAUGAAAAUCCCCAGAGAACAGUAGUUUCUGAGAUACUCAAACCACCCCGCCUGGCACCAACAAUAAUUCUUAUAGUCAAAUUCACUUAGAUCGCAUUUCUUCCCCAUGUUUGGUCUGAUAAACAACUGAACUUCUUGACAAUGUCUCCAUGUAUUGAGGUGCUGCCACACGAAUGGUUGAUUAGAUAUUUGUAUUAAUGAGCAGGUGUACCUAAUGAAGUGGCCAUGGAGUGAGAGUGAGUGUGUGUGUCCAUGUAUACGCAUGUGCUAAGUCAAUGUAGCAGAACCUGCUCUCCAGUUCUCCUGGACCUCUCUGUCCACUGUUAAGAGAAUUCACUUCAGAUGGGAGGAGAAAUGGCAGUUGGGAGUUUAAUCCAGACAAAUGUGAAGUGUUGCACUUUGGGAGAUCAAAAAUAAAAGGAAAGUACACUGCUAAUGGCAAAACCCGUAAAGGUGUUGGUGUGCAGAAGGAUCUUAGUCCAAGUCCAUAGCUCCGUGAAUGUGGUUAAGCAGGUUGAUAGGGCAGCAAAGAACACAUAUGGUGUGACUUGCACUUAUUAGUUGAGACACUGAGUUCAGGAAUCAGGGAGUCGUGUUGCAGUUUUAUAAAACUCUCAUUAGGUUGCAUUUGGAGUAUUGAUUUCACUUCUGGUUGAUUUAUUGUAGGAAGAACGUGGAAGCUUUGGGCAGAGAGCAGGAAAGGUCUGCCAUGAUGCUGCCUGGAUUUGAGGGCAUGUGCUGUAAGGAAAGAUUGGACUAAACUUACACUGUCUUCUGUGAAGCAGCAGAGGCUGAGUGGAGACCUGGUAGAAAUUUAUAAGAUGAUGAGAGCUGAUAGAUAGACAGCUGACAUUUUUGUUCCCAGAUUCAAAAUAUUUAAUAGUAGAGAACCUGUAUUUAAGGUGAGAGGGGUUAAGUUCAAAGGAGAUGAAUGGGUGAGUGUCCAGAAUGCCCUACUAGUGAUGGUAGGGGAGGCAAAUAUGACAGAGGUAUUUAAGAAUCUUUUAGAUAGAAAUAGAAAUAUGAAGACCAUAGAGGGGUAUGUGGGAUUAGUUUAGUUAGCCUUUUAAUUACUAGUUUAAUUAAUUCAGCACAUUAACAUGGACAGAAGGGCCUGUUUCUGUGCAGUACUAUGUUCUAGUUAACAGGGCACCUUAAAUAUAAUAAUGCAUUAGGAACCAGAUUUAAGUGACAACAAAAUGGCAAUAUAAUAAUUGCCUCAUCAUCAUCAUAGCCAUUGUUUCAGCACAGUGUUUGCAAAAGAGAAAAGUGAAACAACAAACAUUGAACUUUGAAAGUUUGACCAUUGUAAAACAGGGAAAUCUGUUAAUGAUCUGUGGAAAUGCAGAAUUUAAUCUAGAACCAGUAUAUACACCUGAGCAUCAAGAGCUUGGCUUUCCAAGAGGAAAGGUAUAGAUGACAAAAGAGAUGACAGACAACACAAACUAAAGGAAACUAUCCAAGUUUGUCAAAACUCUCCUUAUAGCUAAUGCACUCUAAUCCAGACAAUAUCCUGGUGAAACUUUUUUGCACCAUAUCCAAAGCCUCCACAUCCUUCCUGCAAUGUGAUUAUUAGAACUCCAAACGUGGCCUAACUGAAGUUUUGCAGCAUGACUUUUAUGCUUGGUACCUCCACUGGUCAUUUGCCUUCUUUAUCACCCUAUCUCCUUGUGUUGCCACUUUGUGUGCUUGCAAUCCUUCAGUAACAUCAAUGCUCCUAAUGAUCCUGCCAUUUACAGUGUACUUUUCCUUUAUGUUUGAUCUCUCAAAGUGCAACAACUCAUACUUGUAUGGAUUAUACUCCAUUUACAACUAUGUGUCUAACUGCUCUAUAUCCUGCUGUAUCCUUUGGCAAUCUUCUUCACUAUCCACAACUCCACACCAUUUUGUGUCUUCUGACAAUGUAUAUUUGUCUCUAUGCAACAGAAAUAACAGAGAUUUCAGCACUGAACUCUGCAUAACAUCACAGGUCACAGACCUCCAGUCCGGUGGUGUUAGUUGAACAAUUUAUAGCACCCUUCAGACACAACUUGAGAAUUGUGUACAGUUCUGAGCACUGCAUAGCACCAUAGUUGUGUUUCACUGGAGGGGGAGGGGGUAGAGGAGAUGUACAAUUACAUUGUCAGGACUGUAAAACUGUCGCUAUAAGGUAAGAUUGGACAGGUUCUUUUUUUCUAAAUACAGGUAGAUGCAGGUCACUUAUAUGAAGUGUUAUUAACAUUGCCAAAUCUCUUGCUGUUGAUAUUCAUGGGACGUGACUUAACUGGACCGGUGUAAGUAAGAAAAAAGCAGGUCAGAAGCCACAUCUUCUCGAGCAAAUGAGCCCUCUGCUGAUUGUCAAAGAUUUUCCAUAGUUUACAAGACACAGGUUUGAAGCAUGAUGGAAUCAUCCCUAGUUUAUCAAUGAGUGCAGUUCCACCAAUAUAAAAGAAGCCACCCAACAUGUUGCACCAUAUCCACUCCAAUGAGCCUCAUCACAACCCACAAAAAGCCACUACUGUGUGCAAAAUGUUUCACAUCCACCUACCAGCUUUGCUUCAAUAGGAUGUCCUAAACCCAUGACCUGGAAGUUCAAGGACGGUGGUCACAUUGCAAUGCCUCCCUCUUCAACCUUUGGUCAACAUUCUGGGGUUUACAACCUUACAGCACCAUAAGAGUUAACUUCACCAGAAGAAUUCCAAUGCAAAAAGAAAGCAAAUCACUGCCACCUUCUCAAGGGUAGUUACAAAUGGCACUGCUUGGAAGAUGGAAUAUGUAUGAAUCUAAAACUGAAGUGUUAAAAAUUACAUAACUGCUGUACAAAGCAGUGGCUGCACCAUGGGAUGAAAGGAAGGACCUCUGAUCUUGGAAGCGAAUACAGCAAAGAUCUAGAGAAAUAUUUAAAAUUAGGGUCUCUAUGCAAAUCCAAACUUUUGUAAUACAGAAUGUAAUUUUCCUCUUCAUGAAUCGAUAAAAUACCAGAGCAGCUUAUUUUGCCCAACAUCACACUGCUUCUCCCAAGUUCCAAUUAAACGUACCAUUUGCAAUUGUUAUCUUUGGGGUUUUUUUUGAAUGCAUAAUUACUCAAGUAAACAGUUUUAAUUAGCUUGUUCUGUUUUGCAUUUGCCUCACUUUGGGAGCAACAUUUUGAAGCAGCUUUUUAUAAUUACCACAGAUCACUGCAUUUACCAUAAAAACAUCGACUAUUCUAAAAAAAAGGAAAUUAAACUGUGAUGGCAAUGCUCAAAGAAUCUCUUAAGUAAAUAUUUCUAAACCUAGUGUUCUGUCCAAAUUGAUGUGCCAACAAUGUGGAAAAUGGCAUUCUAGCAAUCAGUGAUUUUGAUAUUAGAAUGAAGGCAAUAGUCGUGCAAUGUCAGUGCCUCAAAUGGCUUUGAGGUGUAAAAGCAUUACCUACAAAAUUCAUUAUGUAAUUUGCAUUAAACUAAAAUUUAGUAUUACCUUUUGAUAAAUUUUCUGUAUCUUUUUUUAUCAUACAAACCCUUACAUAUACAAAUACCCUUAGAUUUUGCAAAUCUAUAUGCACGUUUUCCUUUCAGAGUUAAGACUGUCACUUUAAUCUUAUCAAUACAUUUAUUCCCAUCCAUUUAACCAUCUACAGUACAAUUCUUAAACUGCAUGAGCUAAUUGUUUGGAAAUCUCAAUGGUUUGGCAUCUGGUUUAUUGACGUGUAAAAUGGGGUCCAGAGUACAAGCAGGAUAUGGGCUAGGGAGAGGGUCUGGACCAGGUGUUUUGACAGUCUGAAGGUUACCAGCUUCUAUUUCCCAUUGCCUUGAAAUUUGCACUAAAAAAAGUUAUUAUUCUACUGUGUAAUGCGUUAAAAAGGUUAAAUAUAACUAUCUGGAUAGGAGUAUUGGGUUAUUAAUAGGAGUAACAUUGGAUAGUGUGGAAAAUCUGCUGGUCCCAAGGAUGACACGUUAUCAAUUUUACUGUAGUUAAAAUUUCUAUCCUGUUCUGGAAUAUAGUCAGUAUAAAAAUAGAGGCACUUUAAGUUGUUGUAGACAUUCACAUUUUUGUAGA
Molecule: messenger RNA, 7989 nt
Organism: Hypanus sabinus (Atlantic stingray)
Lineage: Eukaryota; Metazoa; Chordata; Chondrichthyes; Myliobatiformes; Dasyatidae
Gene: b3gnt9
Product: UDP-GlcNAc:betaGal beta-1,3-N-acetylglucosaminyltransferase 9
Exons: 2
Coding region: 1957-3189 (410 amino acids)
Cellular component (GO): membrane
Molecular function (GO): hexosyltransferase activity
Source: RefSeq, a predicted model, not a curated record